Messenger RNA from Ctenopharyngodon idella (grass carp), 5055 nucleotides. It is a transcript of the gene kcnb2a, whose product is annotated as potassium voltage-gated channel subfamily B member 2a. Gene Ontology annotation, biological process: protein homooligomerization; potassium ion transmembrane transport. Gene Ontology annotation, molecular function: protein binding; delayed rectifier potassium channel activity. The transcript is spliced from 3 exons. The record is from RefSeq and is a predicted model, not a curated record. Bases 728 to 3229 code for a protein of 833 amino acids. Gene Ontology annotation, cellular component: membrane; voltage-gated potassium channel complex. Lineage: Eukaryota; Metazoa; Chordata; Actinopteri; Cypriniformes; Xenocyprididae.
CUUUUAAUCUUUCAGUUAUGUGAUCCCUGAUUAAGUUCUAUAAGAGAAUCUUGAAUAUCAUCAUAUAUGUCACGCAAAUUACCAAGUUCCUUAUUAUGCUCUAUAUUAAGCCUUUCUCACAUGUGGAUCAUUGUGUUCCAUUGUGUCAUGUCCCCACCUCAUUUGAACUUGCUACGACAGAGAGCUAGAGAUCAGUGACACUGACUCCUGUACGGGACGGAGGGAUCUGAUGCUGCUGCUAUCCUUGGUGAUGUACAGCUCAAUCCAAUUAGGCUUCACCUCCGGGCUGUGAUGCAGCGCGCGGGGCGAACACUCCUGCUCAGUCGAAGCUCCACUGAGCGCUAAGUGUGACAGUCUUUACACGCGCUGCUUUUCAGUUUAAAACAUACUAUCAUGGCUUCGUGGCGAGAAUAAUCAACAGUUUCGGGGUUUUCUCCCCCCAACUUCGUAUUUCUGCUCAAUUCGCGCGAGUUGUUUGUGAGGUUGAGUCCACACAGAAUGAAGAGGAACGACUGCCCUUUCAGCAGGGGUACCACUGAUGCCUCUAUCCCUUGAGCAGAUGGAGCGGGGAAUAAGAGGCUAAUUGACUUCUUUUUGGUUGUAGAGGUGAAGGAAGAAGAGGUGAACGGCGGGAAGGUGCAAUCAUGGAGGGCCUUGUCUGAGGUGGAUUCAUCAUAGUACUCCUAACUGACAUCUGAAUUAACAUAACAUUUAAGCAGCAGCAGUCAUGGCUGAGAGGGCAAACUUUGGGGCUCAGAGGGUCUCACGGCCACAGGGCUCACUCCCGCCAGAACCCAUCGACAUUAUCCGGACAAAAGCCAGAUCCAGAAGAGUCCGGAUCAAUGUGGGUGGGCUGGUCCAUGAGGUGCUAUGGAGAACCCUGGACCGACUGCCGCGAACCCGUCUGGGGAAACUCAGAGACUGCAACACCCAUGAAACCUUAAUGGAGAUCUGCGACGACUACAGUCUAAAUGACAAUGAGUAUUUCUUUGACAGGCACCCCGGUGCCUUUUCCUCCAUUUUAAACUUUUACCGGACUGGCAAGCUACACAUGAUGGAAGAGAUGUGCGCUCUGUCUUUUGGCCAGGAGCUUGACUACUGGGGCAUCGAUGAGAUCUAUCUGGAGUCAUGCUGCCAGGCACGGUACCAUCAGAAGAAGGAGCAGAUGAAUGAAGAGCUAAGAAGAGAGGCUGAAACUCUCAGAGAGAAGGAAGGAGAUCAGGUGGACACGGGCUGCUGUCCAGACAAAAGGCAGAAGCUCUGGGAUUUGCUGGAGAAACCGAGCUCUUCUGUGGCGGCCAAGAUUCUGGCCAUAAUAUCAAUUCUGUUCAUAAUCCUCUCAACCAUUGCACUGUCACUGAACACCUUGCCUGAAUUACAAGUGAUUGAUGAAUUCGGACAGUCCAACGACAACCCAAACCUGGCCCACGUUGAAGCAGUUUGCAUCGCCUGGUUCACUAUGGAGUACAUUCUCCGGUUUUUGUCUUCUCCAAACAAGUGGAAGUUCUUCAAAGGGCCUCUGAAUGUCAUUGAUCUGUUGGCAAUCCUCCCUUAUUAUGUCACAAUAUUCCUCACGGAAUCCAACAAGAGUGUCCUCCAGUUCCAGAAUGUGCGCAGGGUAGUUCAGAUCUUCCGGAUCAUGAGAAUCCUGAGAAUUCUGAAACUCGCGAGACACUCGACUGGUCUUCAGUCUCUUGGGUUCACUCUGAGAAGAAGCUAUAAUGAACUCGGACUGUUGAUAUUGUUUUUAGCCAUGGGCAUCAUGAUCUUCUCCAGUCUGGUGUUCUUUGCUGAAAAAGAUGAAGAUGCUACGAAAUUCACCAGUAUUCCCGCUUCAUUCUGGUGGGCAACAAUUACCAUGACAACUGUGGGUUAUGGGGAUAUCUAUCCACAAACCCUCCUGGGCAAAAUAGUGGGUGGCCUCUGUUGUAUCGCCGGUGUUUUAGUAAUUGCUCUGCCCAUUCCUAUUAUUGUGAACAACUUCUCUGAGUUCUACAAAGAACAGAAGCGACAAGAGAAGGCUAUCAAACGAAGAGAAGCACUUGAGAGGGCCAAGAGGAACGGGAGCAUCGUUUCCAUGAACCUGAAAGAUGCCUUCACUCGCAAUAUGGAACUACUGGACGUUGUGAUCGAAAAGAAUGAGGAGAAGGGCUCAGACAAUCAUCUUUCACCCAGUCGCUGGAACUAUCAGAAGAACCCAAACUCUGACUUGGGUUCCAAAGGCCAUGAGGCAAAAUAUCAAGAAAUAGGCCAGUUGGCUUCUCCAGAUCGGUUAUUCAAACAUACUUCAAGCCCUCAGCGGCUGAACGCAAAAUCCCUUGAGCAAAUGUACAACCAGAUGACGGCCGCCUCAUCCAUGAGCAGCAGCGGACCUUCGGCUUCCAAAGUGAGCACUGUUGGUAGAGAAGAAGAGAUGGAGAUGAAGGUAGUGCAAUGUGAACCACGGAUCAAAGAGCGACCCAUCACUGAGAUCAGAAGCCUGUCCAGCGUGGACAGUUUCGCCAGCUGUGCCACAGACAUCAGUGAGGUCGAAAGAAGCGCGCUACUGCCCAAUUAUGCAGGAGCGCAGACAAGACAUCCACGCGCUCCUCCGCCACUCGACCUCAGCCAGAUCACCUCAUUGGAGAAACGAGCACCUGAGAAAGCAAAGCAGGCCACAAUCAUUAAAGAAGGCCUCUACGAGUUUGUCCAGUGCAAGUCGGACAACAGCACCAUGUCGCAGGGCGAGGAGAACCAAAGCUUCGAUCCGAGCGGUGAAAACGUGAGAAGCCCUCCACGAGGAAACCAAGUCAAAGUCAAGGGACUCAAAGUGAACUUCACCGAAUCUGCAGACGAGGGGGCUUCCAGUUUGCACUUAGUCGUGACGGAUGACACGGCCACACUGACACCAAAGCUACCGGUAUCUGACCCAUUACUGCUGGUGGGUUCUCCUCGGCAGAGUCCCAGGUCCCCGGGGAAAGGCUUCGAAGGGGAUGGAGCCACAAGCUCUCCAGGGUUCAGUUUGUCGUCUUCUGAAAGCCAAAGAGGGAGAAACCAUGUCGACAGAGCUGCUGUUUCACCCACGUCCCCAAAAAGUGCACAAAACUGUGCUUCUGCAACGGUUGGUGCCGUUGGAGCAGAAGACAGCAUUCAAAGUGGACAGAAGGUGGACAACCACCUCCUUUCCCCUGAUAUUCUGAAAUCUUCAGGGGAGGGAGGUCGCUCACCACCGUGUGAAACUAGCAUGUGAUGUGCUGAGCUGCAUUAACAUGUUAUCUGUGCAACGUGUUCACAGAACGAAUGCAUCCAGAGAAUGUGGACAGAAAGAGUAACUGAUGUAGUGAAGGGGAUUUUCUUUUGUCUUUCUUCGACACUAUUGGACUGCAUAGCCGCAGAGAUUGACUUUAUGAUCCUGAGGGACAAGGUCUGCACUCAACUUCAAGAGUUUAGUGAUAUUCAUUCAGAGGGAGGACAUUAAAGAACAAAACAUAAUCUUAUUAUUCUAACAUUAUUAUUUUCUAACAGUAUGACCCUCCGUGUGAAGGAUUAGUUAGCUGAAUUAUAUAUCUUUUGAAUCAUAGACUGAUUCAGGCAACUGUGAUAAGAUACCACAAAUUCUUCAUUGUAGAUUUACAGCCCAGAGCAGAUGUUGUAAGCAUACCUAUUUUUUAAAGACUAACCACUGUAACAUUUGUGUUGGGUUUGUUUAAUAGUUCUGACCAAAGUGCUACCAGUGUAAAUUGGCAGUCAGCAUUUGACUUGAACGAAUAUUUUUGACCAAAAUAUGCCUUCAUUUGAUGUUUUCUUGCUGAGUGAUAUUACUCCUCAAUGGUCAUAUGUGAAGCAACACAAAGUUUUCAGUUCUCUCUGCAAACGUGGAUCAAAUCAAAUUCCAUUUUUCUUUAACUGUCCCUUUGAGCAAGUAAUACAAAGAAAAACUUGCUCUUAACAAAAAUAAAAACACAUCAGUACUAAAUUUUCUGAUAUCUAUAUGAGCAUGUCUGUUUCAGUGAAACGCAAGUUCAAGUGUUUCCAUUUGCAUCACUUUAUAGUUGAGCCAUAGCCUACCUAGAAAUACAUUAAUUCUUUGAAUAAAUAGUUUAGCAUGUUUACUGCUGUGGGGAAAUCUCCACAUCAGUGAAUCUGUAUGGAAAGAUCGUUGUUUUUAAGUUGCCUUCAAUUCAGAAUCAGUUGAGGGAAACCUAUGAUGGCCAUAGUAAAUCAACUAUGCCCUCUGCUGGAUGAAGGAAAUGGCACUUUAUUUGAAUGAGAUGUCAGCUUGACUGGAUUGGAAUAUUGUAUAUUUUUAAACGAUGUUAUUUUAACAUUCCUCACCCUGACGUGCAAUACAAUUGCCCAGGUAACAAAGAGGUCAAUGGAUGUCAACAGCUUGAAGCAGAACCUCGAGUGAGUGUAUGAUUUGUAUAUUAACUGUACAUUAAAGACAUUGUCAGCUACAUCCAUUUAGUGUAAAAACACAGGUACAAGUUGUGUGAUGUUAAUUGUACUUAAGUGAUUUUUAAAACAAACUAGGCAGGAACACAAAUCCUGCUUUAAGUAUUCAAAUCGGUGCCUUUUCAUAAACAGUAAUUUAUGAGAAGGCGUUAAGAUCUGUGGUUUGGUUCAGACAAGUCUGUACAGAAAGUCCUACUUUUUAUAGAGUAAAAUAUGCAAAUACAAUUAAGUUCUCAGGUUUUUUUUAUGUAAUCUUUAAAGCCCUAAUCUUUCUGUAUGUGAUUUUUUUUUUUUUGCUGAUGUCAAAUCAAAAGGAACAAUAAGGUGAGGGUACAAAAAACUGGACAGAAGCGCUGCACGAUCAUCUACUUGCACAAGAAUUGAGCAGAUUUAUCUUUAAUACAACGUUGACUAUUGUAUGUACAUUCCAAAACAGACUUUCAUUUCUGCAUAUAUCAAACUUUUUUUCUUCAUUAAGUUUGGAUCCUAGUUUGUAUAUCAAUGUGAUGUUUAUAGUUGUACAUCUUUUCUUUGAAAUAGUGACUGCAUUGUUCCAGAUACCUAGAACGACCAUUAAACAAAUAAAUGUUUGUACAGGACACUAUGAGCGUGUUCUUUAAA